Molecule: messenger RNA, 4269 nt
Organism: Bipolaris oryzae ATCC 44560
Lineage: Eukaryota; Fungi; Ascomycota; Dothideomycetes; Pleosporales; Pleosporaceae
Exons: 3
Coding region: 1-4269 (1422 amino acids)
Molecular function (GO): protein binding
Source: RefSeq, a predicted model, not a curated record
AUGCGUCUUCUCAAGAUUGAAGAUAAUGGAGGCCUCUCUUUCGCUGAGUUCGACGAAGACACUAAGCCGCCGUAUGCGAUACUUUCGCACAGGUGGGGAAGGGAAGGGACAGAGGUAACCUUCGAAGAUUUGCAAGAAAACACAAGAGAAGAUAAGCUCGGCUAUAAGAAGAUUCGCCUCUGUGGGAAACAAGCAGAGCGAGAUGGGUUGCAGUAUUUCUGGGUCGAUACUUGUUGCAUCAAUAAGGCAAACAAGGCUGAGCUGUCGCUGGCUAUCCAGUCCAUGUUUCGCUGGUACCGGGAAUCGGCUCGAUGUUAUGUCUAUUUGUCGGAUGUCUCGAGCCCACCCCUGGGCACUAUCCUAGCAUCUGGCCUGCAGAAAUCCGAAGUCCAAAACAGCGAAUGGUUCACCCGAGGCUGGACACUCCAGGAACUCCUCGCACCUAGCUCGGUCGAAUUCUUCUCCCAAGAAUGGGAGAAACUUGGUGAUAGAAAAUCACUAGUACAACAAGUGCACGAGGCAACUGGGAUUCCAUAUCUAGCGCUGCAAGGAGGUGCCUUAUCGCAGUUCAGUGUCAGCGAUCGGCUGCGGUGGAUUGAAUACCGGCAUACCACAUGUCCAGAAGACAAAGCAUACUCCCUGGCGGGUGUUGUCGACGUCGAUCUGGCGCCAUGUUAUGGCGAAGGUGUUGAGGGAGCGUUUAGGCGACUUCACGACGAGAUCGACAAAUCAAGCCGAUGUAUCCAAGACCUAUGUGGCACAGACUCGCGGAAAGACAAGCAGCGUAUUGAGGAGAUGAAAGGCGGCCUAUUGAAAGAUGCAUACAGUUGGGUCCUUCACAAUGAUAGUUACACGCAUUGGCACGCGGACCCGGAGAGCCGGGUGUUGUGGGUCAAGGGUGACCCUGGCAAAGGCAAGACGAUGUUGCUUUGUGGCAUCAUUAAUGAAUUGGAGACGUCUACCCCGAUGAGGUAUGGAACGACAGUGUCGUACUUCUUCUGCCAGGCCAACGACCCGCGGAUUAAUAGCGCUACGGCUGUAUUACGUGGAUUAUUGUACUCGCUUGUGAGCCAGCAGCCAUCACUUGUGUCUUGCGUGCGUAAAAAGUACGAUCACAUAGGGAGAAAAAUGUUCGAGGACGCGAACGCAUGGAUUACCUUGGAAGACAUAUUUGCGGAUGUGCUACAGAACCCAGGCCUUCCUCCUAUUACCUACCUGAUCAUCGAUGCGUUAGACGAGUGCGUUACUGACUUACCAAAGCUUCUUGAUUUUAUCAUAAGGCAUUCGUCUACCUCCCGCGUUAAGUGGAUUGUUUCUAGCCGUAACUGGCCAGAGAUCGAGGAUCGCCUAGAGCAAGCUGGCUCCAAAGUCAGGCUUAGCCUUGAGCUAAAUCCGGCUUCUGUUUCGAGGGCGGUCGAAUUUUUCACUGAGCAAAGAGUCUUUGAACUUGCGAAGCAGAACAACUAUGAUGAGCGAACUCAGCGCGCCGUGCUAGAUCAUCUAGCGUUGAAUGCGAACGACACCUUCCUCUGGGUAGCCCUGGCGUGCCAGCAUCUUCAAGUGACGGCGAGGCGAAACGUCCUGAGAAAACUACAAUUAUUUCCACCUGGAUUAGAUGCCCUAUACGAGCGAAUGAUGCAACAUAUUAGUAAGAAGGAUGAUGCUGAGCUCUGCAAGCAGGUAUUGGCUGCGGUCACGCUCGUCUACCGGCCUAUCACGCUCGAUGAGCUUGUGACACUUGUUGCGCCACUCGAAGAAGUAACUAGUGACGCAGAGUUACGGGAGAUCAUCGGUCUUUGUGGCUCUUUCCUCACCCUAAGCGAACAGACUUUGCACUUUGUGCACCAAUCAGCCAAAGACUUCCUCCUUGCUAAGGCUUCCCAGGAAAUUUACCCGACUGGGCAGGAAGCUGCCCAUCAGGCCAUCUUUACCAGGUCACUUCAAGUCAUGUCAACAACCCUAAAAAGGGACAUGUACGGGCUGAAAGCGAUAGGCACGCUGAUCGAAGACGUUCAAAAGCCUAAUCCAGACCCAUUAGCAGCUGUUCAUUAUUCCUGUAUUCACUGGAUCGACCAUCUAUGUGAAUCAAAGCUCACGGCUUCCACGCCUGAUCCAGAACAUCUGCGAGAUGGAGGGGUUGUUGGUAGGUUUCUGAAAACACUAUUUCUAUACUGGCUAGAAUCCCUCAGCCUUUGUAAGAGUAUGUCCUACGGCGUAGUCUCUAUGAGAAAGCUAUAUAUGUUAGCACAGAAACAAGGGACGAUGGCUCCCCUCACUCAGCUUGUGUACGAUGCGUACCGUUUCAUCAUGUAUCACAACCAAACGAUUGAAAUCAGCCCUCUUCAGACGUACAUAUCUGCGUUGUUGUUCAGCCCGACAGAUAGUCUGAUCAGGAAAUCUUACCAUCACGAAGCACCUGAAUAUAUCUCAAUCACAACAGCUAUGGUGAGCACCUGGGAUGCAUGCCUACAAACGCUUGAGGAACAUACCGGAGUUGUCAACUCAGUAGUCUUCUCUCAUGAUUCAUCGCGUAUCGUAUCUGGGUCAUCUGAUCACACGGUCAAGAUCUGGGAUGCCAGCAGCGGAGCCUGCCUCUUAACACUGAGAGGCCAUGGCUCUGAUGUGCUCUCAGUAGCCUUCUCUCAUGACUCGUCACGAGUCAUUUCAGGGCUAUUGAAUGCCACGGCCAAGGUCUGGGAUACCAACAGCGGGGCUUGCCUUUUAACAAUGAGAGGUCACAGAGAAUCUAUCAGCUCAGUAGCCUUCUCCCAUGAUUCCUUCUGGAUCACCUCCGGGUCAGACGACUCCACUGUCAAGAUCUGGGACUCAGAUAGUGGAUAUUGCAUCCGGGCAGUUAAACAUGGCAGCAGGAUUGACUCAUUAGCCUUUUUUCACCGCUUUAAUCGACUGGUGUCAACAUGUUUCAAUGAUAAUACGAAGGGAGUAAGGGUUUGGGACAUAAAGGAAGGCAAACCUUCAAAAAAUAUCCCAAUUCCUUAUAGCAGCUCCAAGUCAGUAUUCGUCUCGCGUGAUUGCACUAGAAUUGCGUCAGUCGAUGUGCUGACUUCCCACCGAGAAGUUGACAUUUGGGAUUUGGACAGUGGCAAGUGGCUGAAGACACUCGAGGGGCAUGAUGAUGACGUUCGCUUGGCAACUUUCUCGCAUGACUCGACGAAGUUAGCAUCUACGUCAUUUGGCGGCACUAUCAAAAUCUGGGAUGUGAUUACUGGACAGAACGCCCCAAGAGGCUAUGAUGGCAAAGUUGAAUUAGUAGUCUUCUCUUCCGACUCGGCACUACUAGCAUCUGGAUUCAGCGAUGGAACAAUCGGAAUCUGGUGCGCAGACAGUGGAGAGUGUUUCCAAAUCCUCCAGCACAAUGAUUACAGAUGCUCUGAUCCCAAGAACUAUGGUUUUCAUGUCACCUCAAUGGUCUUUUCUCAUAACUCGGCCUUGCUAGGAUCUGCAUCAUUGAAUGGAAUAAUUAAAACAUGGAACGUAAGUGACGGAAAAUGCCUCCACAUACUGAACAACAACGGUCCUGUCGACACUGUAGACUUCUCACACAACUCUGCCUGCCUGGCUUCGGCAUCCUCUACCGAAAAGGGUUUUACUAGUAAGGUGUGGGACCUGAGCAAUAGCAGGUGCAUCCAAACCUUUUCGUCUGAUGAUACCUGGGGUACAGAAACUCUUUUCAACACGCCAGCCAUAUCCCACGACUUGGCCCAGCUAGCAUUGGCAUCUAGCAGGUUCGCAAUCAACGUUUGGAACAUUAACAAAGGCGAGAGACUCCACACGCUGGAGGGUCAUAAAGAAAUAGUACUCUCGAUGGCCUUCUCCAAGGACUCGGCGCUUCUUGCAUCCAAAUCGUUCGACAGGAUGGUGAAGAUCUGGGAUCUUAAAUGCGGUAUUUGCCUUGAGACUUACCAAACUGAUGAUAUGGAUUUACGCCUAAAAUUCGAAACUAUUGGACCAUAUCUUCAUGUCGGCACUGGCACUAUCGAUAUUAGCGCUGCGCGAGGCCCAUGGUCGAUCUCAGAUCCUUCCAAGCCUAGGAUUCCUCAAUACCACGGCAUUGGUCUAAGCCAGCGUAUGGAGUGGAUAACCCAUAACUCAAAGCUCCUUGCUCGGAUACCUCCAGAACAUCGGCCAGGAUACAUGUUCCAGAAUCAUUGGACGGUGUCAGGGAAUACUAUUGCUAUUGCCAACAAUUCCGGAACCAUGUGGAUAUGUCAAGUCGAUGUCGAUAGGCUUUUAGCUUUGGGAUCGUGA